This is a messenger RNA of Giardia duodenalis, 6765 nucleotides long. RefSeq names its product ABC transporter family protein. The transcript has a single exon. The coding region runs from base 1 to 6765 and encodes 2254 amino acids. Gene Ontology annotation, molecular function: ABC-type transporter activity; lipid carrier activity; ATP binding. Gene Ontology annotation, biological process: transmembrane transport; lipid transport. Lineage: Eukaryota; Fornicata; Diplomonadida; Hexamitidae. The record is from RefSeq and is a predicted model, not a curated record. Gene Ontology annotation, cellular component: intracellular membrane-bounded organelle; membrane.
AUGAGGACGCGCUCUUUAUACACGUCGCAAUACAGGGCCAUCAUCUUCAAGCAAUAUGUGGACAUGAUCCAGGGGGGCUGGCUGAUACUUUUCCUACGCUUUGCUUUGCCUCUGAUCCUUGUGCUUGUACUCUACUUAAAUCCUCUGGUUGCCUACUAUCAAUCAUCUGAUAAUCUCAAACCUACUAUCUGGCCAGACGAGGACAUGAGGGUGCCCAAGUGCUUUGUCCUUGACGAUGCCAACGGCCGCUAUGGCUUCGGGACGUUAAUUCCUGAUCAGACACGCAAUUGCAAGACUCUAGGCUUCUACCCAGAUAAUCCAUACGUGAGAAAAGUGAUGAAGAAAGUGGCCGAGCAGUCGGGGCUGGAUUUUGACACUGACCUCCAGGGCUUCAGCACCAGGGUCGAAGCAGAGAACACCCUGCGGCAAGAUCCUAAACACUUUACUUUUAUGAUUGGCUUCGAUGCUCCGUUUGAGAAGCAGGGCAGUGGCACCUCUGGUGGACAAACAGUUCCCUCAUCCGACAAGGAAAUCCUCAGUGACCUGUCUAUCCUGAUCAACUAUAACCAGACUCUGCUUGCAUUUCCAAAUUUCUAUGCCUUCUACCUGCGGGACCAGGUUUCCAUGUCUGCAUCACGUGGCAUGGCAGCAACGGUGCCUCUUCGAGUUCAGAUGGCGCUGGGCCGAGCUAUCCUUCUUGUCUCAGAAGGAAUAGGCGUGGACUUCAAUCCGCGAUUGACUCAGCUGCCGUUUUUCGGUCGUGACGAUGAUCCUCGUCUUCCAGAUGAGUUUAUGAGCAAGUUCUUCGUAAUUACCGUCUUUCUAAUGCAGUUUCUUCUCUCCCUGAGCAAUUCUAUUGCAGAGAAGGAUUCAGGCAGGUUCGAGUCUCUCCGUCUCAUGGGCGUUAACGAUUGCAUAUACAUUCUCGCCCAAUUCUCAUUCCAGUUGCUCAUUUUCAUGAUAACCUGGCUUCCUUAUUUCAUCAUUGCAUAUAUGAUGCCUGGAGGAACAGACGUAUAUCCUUGGAUUGACCCUGUAUCAUUUCUAGUUUUCAAUAUUAUGGCUGCGGCGACGAUAACUAUGUUUGGGCUCUUCUUCAGUUCUUUUCUUGGUACUAUUAAGCUAGGGAUGUCCAUUGGUUUUGUAAUGGUCGCCGGGUCGUUUGUUGAGACAAUGGUCUUCACUAUGACAACCCCUGAGAGAAUCUAUGAUCCCACAUUCAUAAACCAGUUUGGGGCAUUUCUUCUUCAACUUCUGUUUCCCUUUACCCCCAUUAUUCAGACAACUCUACAGAUGGUUGAGACCGCUAUGCCCACCUCCGAUGCCAAUCCGAGAACCUUUGAGAUGCAGCUGGUUUCUCCGAAGAACCCGUGGACGUUUUCAACCUGGUUCACUCGCGGUGAGUCGUCCCCAUGCCUCAAUCAGCCAGUCGAUAAACAAUCAAUUUGCACAUACAGGGCUCCUCCACCGGUAGUUUAUCUUGUGUUUAUGCUGCUGGACACUAUCCUGUACUUCCUGAUCACGUGGUUUGUCUCUGAGGCCGUUCCGAGUCACUCAAGCCUCUGCAGAAAACCAUGGCAGCUCUUUACAAAGGACUAUUGGAGUACAUCUGGUGAAGGGUACUCUCUCAGCAGCAUACUGGAUGAUCGUGAAAGCCGCUAUCGUCGACGUUUAGCCAAGCGUGACGCAUAUAAGAAGGCUGGUAUAACCAACGCACACACAGUGGAUUAUAGCCUGGAUGACGAGUAUCUUCCACUCGUGGACGCUACUGGAGACGUGCUGGAACGUGCUCCGCAUACCUUCCGUGCAACGGCACAGCAGCCUGACGGGACUGAGAGCCUCUGCUGCGUUUGCUUCAGGAAAGCUAGACGACAGAAGGGCGAAUCUGACUUCCUCACAGGUCGACAGCCUGUUCCAGGCUCUGUGUUUGAGGCCGUUCUGCGCUCACUACUUCCCUUGGACUCCAAGGUCUCGUCUGUGCUUCGCCAUACUAUGACAGCUAGCAAUCUUAAGAACACAGUUUUAGUUACACACCACCUGCAGAAAACGUUUGUCCGCAAAGCCUGCAGUGGGUCGAAGGAAGACAAGAAUAAGGUUGGCAAGUAUCACUAUGCAGUCCGGGGGCUUACAAUUCGCAUCUGCCACGGACAGAUCUUUGGCCUUCUUGGCCAAAACGGGGCUGGGAAAUCGACGUCAAUCAAUUGCAUCAUUGGGUCUUUGCAUCCCGACAAACCGCCCAAGAACCUCUUAGAAUCCCCUCUCUCGGCUCGCAAUCCCUGCAUAGGUAACGGCUGGAUCGACGACUACUCUAUUCUUUAUCAGAUGAAUCACAUACGUCGCAAAAUAGGGGUCUGCCCCCAGCACAACACAACACUUUGGCCCGGGCUCACUCCGGUUCAGCAUCUUAAGCUCGUAUGCUUACUUCACAACAUCCCUGAGUUUGAAAUACCUAUGUUAGUUGAGAAACACCUGCGACAAGUGGCUCUUUACGAAUAUCGUGACAAGCCGUGUAAGAAAUUCUCUGGCGGCAUGCAGCGGCGCCUCUGCAUUGCCAUCGCCACGUGUGGAUACCACAAGCUGCUCCUUUUUGAUGAAGCCACAACAGGGACUGACCCCGAAACUAAGAGAAUCGUCUGGAGCGCGAUCCAGAAGACAAGCCGCAAUCACAUGAAUGUUCCCGUUGUUACUGGGAGCGCCAAGGGGAAGGAUCUUCACGUUAAGCGAAUUCAUCGGCCACCCCCGGGCAUCCUGCUGACUUCUCAUGAUAUGACAGAGGUUGACUACCUAUCUGACGAGAUUGCAAUCAUGUCUAGUGGAAAGGUCAUCGCCUCUGGCACUUCUCUAGAGCUCAAGAGGCUCUACGGAAGUGGUUAUCAGUUCACCAUCAUAGCCUCUUCAACAAAGGCAGCGAAUGUUAUGUCCGAACUAGUUAAAUACUGGCUGCAGCAAUCGUAUCCAGAAAUCGAGUAUGUUACCAAGACGACGGACACAGCUGACUUUUUACGUGAAAAAUCACAGCCACGCAUUGGUCUGAUAAAUCAAACAGGCCAAUCGUUGGUAUAUUCUGUCAAUUUAAUGGCUGAGUAUGCGCUGCCUGGGUUUAUCCUGUUUGUGGAGACACAUAAGACGGGAAGGCAUACACUUGAUGAAAACUCCCAGGAGAUUGUUCGUGACAUACCUUCGGUUGGCUCUUUGAGCCUUGGGGAUAAUAGACUCGGGUCAUUAGGGCCCCUCGUGGCAGAUUAUCAGCUAGAGGGCACGACUCUAGAGGAAGUCUUCAUUAAGCUAGGAAAAAUCUACCAAGCAGGCGUCUUUUCUCAAAUGGAUAAGUAUACCAGCCAGCAGGAUGCUCUUCAGGGUGUCAACAUAAAGGAACUUGCAAACCUUUCCUCUACUCUGGACCACACUUCUCCCUCGAACAUCGAUAACAAGCUGCCAAAUCAGGGAUCAAGCGCCCUCGGGGAGGACCAACAGUUGCCACAGCAUGCUACUGAUGUGAGUGUUGACAGCGAUAUGAGUGACCCUGCGCUUCUGAAGUACACUGACGCCGAAGCGCAUGAUACAUUGAUAAAUGGAGAGGAGAUUCGCAUCGAGAAGUUUACCCCGGAAAUGAUUAACGAAAUUUUAAACCCGCGGAGAGUCCGGCCGCGUGUUUUCACUGCGCUCCUGACGAAGAUGUAUCGGUACGAUGCCUCCACGAAGAUGGGGAUAUUCUCCGUGUUUUUCCUCCCGGUUCUUCUUAUUAUCUUGGGGUGGAUCCUCUCUGACGUAUUUGUUCCCUGGCUAAUGGGGCUUCUGAACUCCCUCGCACAGAGAGUAGCGAGUCGAUCUGAUUCCAUAUGCACUGUUUGCCGCAUGCUCAAGAGCUUUGGGGGUUUCGGGUACAUAGAGGACUGCGAUGGCUAUGAUACCUUUGGGGAGCCAAUGGCCUGUCCUGCUAGCGAGAGGUUCAUAGGCAAGGUCAACUCCCAGCCGAUCAUUUGGCUUGGAGGAGGUACCAUCUCUGAGUCAGAGGUUCCUGACCUCUUGCCUAAUGGAACUGACUUAGGGACCAAGAGCAUUCGUUAUAGUAACAUGAUGCAAAGGCGCGGUGGUACAGGAAGGAUAUAUGUCUUCGAUAAGACAGGGCGCUUUGGGUCCGGAAUUGAUGAGACCAUUGUCCUCCAAGACGCCUUGCGCGGCCAUCGAAUGGUGUAUUCUUACAAUCUAACUGUCAAUAAUACCACCAUUCCGUUUUCUUCUGUGGACUACAAGGUCUUCACAGUAAUGGGCCUUCCCGUAAGUUCGUCGAUCAAGAACCAGGUAAGCGUGGCCAUGUCGUCCUUCAUGAGCACCAAGUUCGACAGCCUCUUCACCGAUCUUUCUACAAGUGGAGGGACAAACUACCUUGACUACUUCUCUGUGAAGCCCCUUGCCGUACCUAUGUACACAUCAACUACUACUAUCUCGGACGACUUUCAGCUAAAGCCCGACUUUUACUUUGUCAAUGGAUACUCUAAGUAUGACACAAUUGAUACCCUACUGGACGAACUCUUAUACAUUCAGCGCAGCGGGGGGAUACCUAGGCCAGAGGGAACCGUGUACUAUGAUCGUUGCUACAGCGAGCCUGUCGAGUGUGGCAACCUUACCAAGAGAGUGUACGUCGAUCCUACCGAUUUGGCUACUAUACAACAGUGUUAUAAUUACGUACUUAGCAAGGUGCCCUUGGCUGUUCUGGAGUUUGAUACAGCGGAAUCGUACUCAGAAACAGGAGGGAUCAAAGUACUCAGACCCGUUAUUCACUCAUACUUACCUGCUAAGUUAGGAAACUAUCCUUAUAAACGCUUGACUCUGCGGUUAAGGUUUAAUACGACGUCGAUCGUGCAGCGGGCAAAAGAGUUUGGGAUUAACGAUAUAAUGAGUAUGCCCGGAACAUCAGUCAAUUCAUCCAUCACUCUCCCGCCUGCAAAAGCGCCAUCUAUUAUUGAGGAGACAUCGCUUUUGGAUACGCGGGCCAUAACCAUCCACAAUGAAGUGCACGCCAGAUUAGUCGAGGCCAUUGCACGCGCAAGUUAUGGUAUAAGCCCUGCUGCCUCGUACACAAGCCCUGCCACGUCUAUCAAUAUUCGCUUUGGAUUACAGCCCUGGGACUGGGUCUGGACCUUCCCCAUAACCUCUGGCGAGGACAAGAUGAAGGUGAUGCUUGCACUUAUUAUGCUAGCCCUUGCAUGCAUGAGCAUGGUCCCAAUGCACAUGUUCCCCGUCGUUCUGGACCGUCAACAGGGUCUUCGACAGAUGUUCAAGCUAAACGGCGUGCCUACCUGGCUAUACUGGUGCGCUAACUUCAUAUACCAACUCUGCUUUGCGGUGCUGGUAUAUAGCGUUAUGGUGGUGCUAGGCUACUUUGUUUUCAAGCUCAGCCUGCUUAGGAAAAUGGACUUCGGCAUGAUUCUGCUGGUCUUCACGGCAGGAGCAUACGGACAACUCACAACGGCGUUCCUCUUCUCCUUGUUCUUCCCCAAUACUCAGCUCUCAACACUCGUCGGAAAUAUCUUGAUUAUCGUACUCGCCAUUGUUUUAAUGAUAGAAGGAGAGGUGCAGACAGAAAACCUUCUCUGGUGGUACUUUUUCACCCCCAUGAUGAGCUUCGCAGCAAUCUUGGGUUUUGUGGGCUGGAGCGCACAGGACUUCAAGAGCUUCAUGAACUCCCCCAUGCGAUGGCUUAUCCUUGGCAUGUGGGUUGAGGGCACAAUCUUUUUCCUCCUGACAAUAUAUUUCGAUUACAUCAUUCCCAGAGAAUCUAACGGCGUGCCUCUUCCUUGGAACUUCAUAUUUACCUGUUGUUGUAAGAGGAGCAAGUCUUCCAAUGGUGCUUCUACAUUUAACCUUAACAAUGCUGACUUAGUGUCGAUCGCACGCGAUUCGCAGCUUACAAAUGGCAGCGCGAGCACACGGCUUGUGCUGACUAAAGCAGUUCCUGAAAGCACCGACCAACUCUUAGCCACGGCUACGAUGCUCACCGAUGUUUCCACAAUCACUGGCAUAUCAGCCUUGGAAGCAGACUCUGUUGAAGGGUGCCGGUGCCAAACGAGCCCCGGUUCCCUGGUUGGAUGUGGGAUCGAAGAAGAAACAGAUGGAACUUACCUUGACUCCUCCACUUACGUUCGUCCUCCAAUCAAUGUUCAGCUGAAUGCUAUGCCAACACAUCGGAAGAAGGCUUUGCCCCCUCCGCGCACCGGUCGCGACUACGCAGUCCGGACGGGCCAGGCCGAAAUGGACAUUGACGUGCUGGCAGAGCGACAGUACAUGUAUAAUGGAAUUAGGAGCACUACUCCUGUGAUUGUAUGCAACCUGCAGAAAUUUUAUCCACCUGCAUUUGUGGCAGUCCGAGACGUGAGUUUCCACCUUCCGCGCAGCACAUGCUUUGCGUUUCUGGGAAGUAACGGGGCUGGCAAGUCCACGACCAUAUCCAUGAUGACGGGGCUCAUCAAGCCCACAAAAGGAACGGUAAUCAUAAACGGGUGGGAUGUGCGCCGAGACCCCAGCGAGAUAUACAAAUCCAUCGGGCUCUGUCCUCAGCAUGACGCAUACAUUCCCAUUCUGAGCGUCCGGGAUCACCUGACGCUCUUUGCGCGUCUACACGGCGUUUCGAAGGCGGACGAGAAGAAUGUCGUUGAGAAGCUUGCAUCCUUCGUCUAUCUCUACGAUGUCUUGGACCGGCAGGCGCGUCAGCUCAGCGGGGGGAUGCGCAGGCGGCUGAGCCUUGCAUUGGCGCUGAUCGGGUAG